AUGAAGCGAAAAGGUCUCGAAAUUGAAUUUACAGAUCUCCCAAGAGCAAAGAAAAUCAAAGCGCCAAUGGCAACUCAGAAACUUCCACUCACGCCCCAAGAGCAAAGGCUCAGGAAACUCUUGCUGGAUGUUGCAAGUUUCAUUGAUGAGGCCAAAAAGAUUGAGGAGAAGAUCGAGCUUCGGUUUGCUGGGGGCUGGGUGCGGGAUAAGCUUCUGGGCAUCCCCAGUCAUGAUAUCGACACGGCUAUCAAUGUUAUGACAGGGGAAGACUUCUGUCUCCAACUCCAAGAAUAUUGCACCGAUCCCCAAAACCUCGAAAAGCACUCCCUUGGACCUGAAGAUUUGGGAAGCAUCCAUAUCAUUGCCGCAAAUCCAGAAAAGUCCAAGCAUCUCGCAACUGCCACCAAAAGAAUUUUGGGGUUUGACGUAGAUUUUGUCAAUCUACGGAAGGAGACAUAUUCGGUAGAUAGUCGUCAUCCUCAAGUGGAGUUUGGGACUGCAGAAGAAGAUGCUCUACGCCGAGAUGCCACAAUUAAUUCCCUCUUCUACAAUCUUCUCACCGACCAAAUAGAAGAUUUCUGUGGUGGUUUAGAAGAUAUCCAGGCCAAACGCAUCAGAACACCACUUGAACCUCUCACCACCUUCACCGAUGAUCCUCUACGAGUGCUGAGACUCAUCAGAUUCGCUAGUAGGCUGGGAUUCAAGAUUGAUCCCGAGACAGAGGUUCCCAUGACUGAUCCUGCUGUUAGUGAAGCCCUCAAGGUCAAGAUCAGCAGAGAGAGGGUUGGAGUUGAAGUCGAGAAGAUGCUCAAAGGUCAAAAUCCUCUGAGUGCUCUCGAGCUCAUUGAUCGACUUGGCCUCUACCAGUUUGUCUUCACGGAUCCCACUGUGCAAGAUAUUCCAAUUCCCAGCACCACAAACUGGCAUUUUGCCUACGAUUGCUUGGAAGUGCUGAAGUCUAAUGAAACUCCUGGAUCUAUCUACAACUCACUAGUCCGAUCAGAAGAUGCUAAGUUUCUUGCCUGGAUCCUGGCUGCAGCUGCGCCCUGGACAAGCGUACCUCUACCACAAUCUGCAAAACCGAAAACCAAACUUCCUCUACCUUUUGGAACUCUUGUUGUCAGAGAAGGAAUCAAGGUGACCAGCAAAGUCUGCGAUGUUGUCACGGGUGCCUUUAGAAACUUUUUAGAUAUCACCGAGCUUCGAGAUGCGAUCAAGCGGAAGGAUGCUUAUGUGCAUGAGCGUGAUACGAUUGGAAUGUCUAUUCGAAGAUGGGACUUCCAGGGGAAGAAUUGGCGACUUCAAGUACUCUUGGCGAUCCUGGUGGAGGCAAUGAACAACGGUCAGAAUGCAUUUGAAGGAAUAUUCAGCGAAUGGCAGCUGUUCAUCGAUCAUUUGACGGAUCUGGAUGUUAUGGAUGCACCUUCAUUGAAGUUACUAGUCAAUGGAGAUGAGCUGAAAGCAGCACUCGGUGGGGUCAAACCGGGGAUGUGGAUGAAACCUGCGUUAGAUGUGUGUGUAGAAUGGCAAUUGAGAAACCCGGGUAAUGAGGAUAAGGAAGGGGCGAUCAAUGAAGGACAUCGAAAUGGUUCCUGCUCCGGCUCGCCUAAUUUUGGCAACCCUCAAAAAUCGCCUUUGGCAACGCAAAUCAUCUUCAUCUACAUCUACAACCCACGAAAUGCGAUCAAGAUGUUUGCUUCAGCCCGUAAAGCUGCUAAAUCAAAGGUCUCGAGUAAGGGCAUUAGCUCCGACGAGGUGUUGAUCCUCUCCCCCCAAUGUCUGCCUGAGCGCUACUCGCUCUCUCAGCUCUAUGAUGGCUUAGAGCUUAGCAAUGAAAGUAAAAGCAAAGAAGAUGACCUCCAAAGUCUUCUCAUUCUCAAUAGCUGCCUGAGCAACUUAGGUCGGCGCGAGAGAGAGAACGGCGAUGAUGAGAAUAUUAAGAGGCUAUCUUUAUGGAUUUCAAAAGCUAUCCUUCCCGAUAAAACUCUCAAUGGACAAGAUGAAAUUUCAGACGCCUCAAUAGAAAUGGCCCUCUCUCACACCCGCCACAAAGCAGCCCUAGGACUAGAGUCUCUCCAGAUCCUGAUUACCCAGCUUUCAUCUCCACGCCCCUCCACCAUAGACCCCAAGAUUAUCAUCACACUUAUCGCAUUCUCUUCCACAAUGGACCCCUGGACAACACCCGCAAUCCUUUCCCGCUCCACUUCCCUUCUCUCCCUCUACACCCCCCAAACGCACACCCAAGACCUCAUCAUCACCCUUCUAAACACCUUUAUCCGCCCCCUCUUCUCUCACUCAAAACCUAGCACCAUCACCUCCUCAGGCCGGAAAGCAAUGCCGUCCUCCGCGCCCCUACCAAAACACGACGUCGCAGCAGAACGCACCAGUAAACCGUGGAAAUACGAAACUGUGUAUGCUGUGCGGGUAUUUUCGUGGGUUGUGCAAAAUGCUCCGGGAGAGAUAAUAGCCCAAAACUGGCACCUCUUUCUCCCACCCCUCCUGACCCUCCUCGACGACGCCUCCACCGGCUUCCGCGCAACAGGCUCUCAUCUCCUCUCCACCUUCCUCCCGCACCUAACCUCCAAGCUGCUCAAGCAAAGCGGUAUCGGCGAGGUCUUCGAAGACGCGCUGCUGCCCACGCUGCUGUACCUGCCGAACCUGACGCCCGUGGACGAGAGUAUGCGCUUACUUUCCGGCGCGUAUGCAGCCCUGGGCGUGCUGUGCGAUGUGCGGUAUGAAGUGGGAGAGAAGGCGAGGAUUGAAUUCUUGGAUCGUGUGAUGAGGGGGGGUGUUUUUAUGGGCUAUCAUCAUGCUUCUGAAUACCCUGCUAUCGUGCAGCUUCUUCUUGAGCAAACGAAAGUACUUGUGGAGAAUAUGGGGAUACAUGCUGUUAAGCAUCUUAAGGACCUAAUCCCAAUCCUCUCAACCACACUAACAGACCCCUUCGCCCCCACCAACCCACCGCUCCUCCUCUCCGCAAUCCGAGCCUUGCAAACCGUACUCUUGAACUGUUGGCCACGGAUCAGUGAGCCGAAGUAUAAGAUAGAGAUUAUUAAGGCGCUCUCAGUAUCUUGGAAAGACGUCUCUGAUUCCGAAGAUAUGGACAGGUUGGAAGAGGUACAGAAGGAGUUGAAGAUGGCAGGACGGCUGUUUGUCAAUGCUGUAGAGGGGGAUGUGAAUAUUAGAGCCGAAUUAAGGCCUUUAGUGGAGGUGAAUAGGGGGGUGGGGAUUAUGUUUGGGGUUGGGGAGGGCUCGUAA
Lachnellula hyalina is the source of this 3258-nucleotide messenger RNA. It is a transcript of the gene CCA1, whose product is annotated as CCA tRNA nucleotidyltransferase, mitochondrial. Gene Ontology annotation, biological process: tRNA 3'-terminal CCA addition. The coding region runs from base 1 to 3258 and encodes 1085 amino acids. Lineage: Eukaryota; Fungi; Ascomycota; Leotiomycetes; Helotiales; Lachnaceae. Gene Ontology annotation, molecular function: ATP:3'-cytidine-cytidine-tRNA adenylyltransferase activity; RNA binding. The record is from RefSeq and is a predicted model, not a curated record. The transcript is spliced from 9 exons.